AUGCACGGGGCUCAGGGGCUGCUGUUCCUCCUGCUGCUGCUGGCUGUCUGCCUGGGAGCCCAGGGCCGGAACCAGGAGGAGCGGCUGCUGGCGGACUUGAUGCGCAGCUACAACCCCCACCUGCGGCCCGCCGAGCGUGACACGGACGUGGUCAAUGUCAGCCUGAAGCUCACCCUCACCAACCUCAUCUCCCUGAAUGAGCGUGAGGAGGCCCUCACCACCAAUGUUUGGAUAGAGAUGCAGUGGUGCGACUAUCGCCUUCGCUGGGACCCACAAGACUACGAGGGCCUGUGGGUGCUGAGGGUGCCGUCCACCAUGGUAUGGCGGCCGGACGUCGUGCUGGAGAACAACGUGGACGGCGUGUUCGAGGUGGCCCUCUACUGCAACGUGCUCGUGUCUCCCGAUGGCUGCGUCUACUGGCUGCCGCCCGCCAUCUUCCGCUCCUCCUGCCCCGUCUCCGUCACCUACUUCCCCUUCGACUGGCAGAACUGCUCCCUCAUCUUCCAGUCCCAGACCUACAGCACCAACGAGAUCAGCCUGCAGCUGAGCCAGGAGGACGGGCAGACCAUCGAGUGGAUUUUCAUCGACCCCGAGGCCUUCACAGAGAACGGGGAGUGGGCCAUCCGGCACCGGCCGGCCAAGAUGCUGCUGGACGCCGCAGCCCCGGCGGCGGAGGCUGGCCACCAGAAGGUGGCCUUCUACCUGCUCAUCCAGCGCAAGCCCCUCUUCUACGUCAUCAACAUCAUCGCGCCCUGCGUGCUCAUCUCCUCCGUCGCCAUCCUCAUCUACUUCCUUCCGGCCAAGGCGGGCGGCCAGAAGUGCACUGUCGCCAUCAACGUGCUCCUGGCCCAGACUGUCUUCCUCUUCCUCGUGGCGAAGAAGGUGCCCGAGACCUCCCAGGCUGUGCCCCUCAUCAGCAAGUACUUGACCUUCCUCCUGGUGGUGACCAUCCUCAUUGUCGUGAACGCUGUGGUCGUGCUCAACGUGUCCUUGCGGUCCCCCCACACACACUCCAUGGCCCGCGGGGUCCGCAAGGUGUUCCUGCGGCUGCUGCCCCAGCUGCUGCGGAUGCACGUGCGCCCGCCGGCGCCUGCGCUGGACUCCCGGCCCCGGCUGCAGAAUGGCUCCUCCUCGGGGUGGUCAGUGUCGGGCGGGGAAGAGGCGGCCCUCUGCCUGCCCCGCAGUGAGCUCCUCUUCCGGCAACAGCGGCGCAACGGGCUGGUGCGGGCAGCGCUGGAGAGACUAGAGAAAGGCCCGGAGCCAGGGCAGAGCCAGGACCUGUGCGGCAGCCUGAAGCAGGCCGCCCCGGCCAUCCGGGCCUGUGUGGACGCCUGCAACUUCGUCGCCCGCGCCCGACGCCAGCAGAGGCACUUUGCCAGUGGGAGCGAGGAGUGGCUCCUGGUGGGCCGCGUGCUGGACCGCGUCUGCUUCCUGGCCAUGCUCUCGCUCUUCGUCUGCGGCACCGCCGGCAUCUUCCUCAUGGCGCACUCCCACCGGGUGCCUGCUCUGCCAUUCCCUGGGGACCCUCGCCCCUACCUGCCCUCGCCCGACUGAGCCGGCCAACGGCUGUUAGCCGUGCAGAGUCUUGGCAGCUGCGUUCUUCCGCCGAGCUCUCGAGUGUGCUCUUUGGGAAGCAGCCUUCAGGGCCGUGGA
Phyllostomus hastatus (greater spear-nosed bat) is the source of this 1653-nucleotide messenger RNA. RefSeq names its product cholinergic receptor nicotinic gamma subunit (gene CHRNG). NCBI's taxonomy places the organism in Eukaryota, Metazoa, Chordata, Mammalia, Chiroptera, Phyllostomidae. Gene Ontology annotation, cellular component: synapse; neuron projection; postsynaptic membrane. The record is from RefSeq and is a predicted model, not a curated record. Gene Ontology annotation, biological process: signal transduction; chemical synaptic transmission; monoatomic ion transmembrane transport. Bases 1 to 1554 code for a protein of 517 amino acids. Gene Ontology annotation, molecular function: acetylcholine-gated monoatomic cation-selective channel activity; transmembrane signaling receptor activity. The transcript is spliced from 12 exons.